Zonotrichia albicollis (white-throated sparrow) is the source of this 2008-nucleotide messenger RNA. NCBI's taxonomy places the organism in Eukaryota, Metazoa, Chordata, Aves, Passeriformes, Passerellidae. The record is from RefSeq and is a predicted model, not a curated record.
UUCUUUGUGUUCUGCCAUGGGCUGCUGCAGCUCUCCCAGCUCCUGGUCUCGGGCUACCUGAAGAGCUCCAUCUCCACCAUCGAGCGCCGCUACGGCCUCUCCAGCCAGACCUCGGGGCUGCUGGCCUCCUUCAACGAGGCACCUUCAGCAACACCACGGACCUGUGCCAGCCUGGGGCCCCGGGCGCUGGGGCCAACCUGAGCGAUGCCAGCUGCCCUCCCCACGGCUCCAGGGAGAACCACGAGGUGCUGCUGGUGAUGUUCGUGGCCCAGGCCCUGCUGGGCAUCGGCGGCGUGCCCAUCCAGCCCUUCGGCAUCUCCUACAUCGACGACUUCGCCAGCCACAGGAACUCCCCCCUCUACCUGGGAAUCCUGUUCUCCCUGACCGUCGUGGGGCCGGGGGUGGCCUUCAUGCUGGGCUCUGCCAUGCUCAGGUUCUACGUGGACAUCGACAAAGUCACCUCAGCUGAGGUGCAGCUCACCAACAAGGACCCGCGCUGGGUGGGGGCCUGGUGGCUCGGCUUCCUGGUGGCCGCCAGCCUGGUGGCCCUGUGUGCCCUGCCAUACUUCUUCUUCCCACGGGAAAUGCCUAAAGAGGUUUCCCCGUGGUGCUGCUGAGGAACCUGAGGCACCCCGUGUACCUGCUGGUGGUGCUGGCUCAGGUCAACCUCUCUGCCAUGGUGGCUGGCUUGGCAACCUUCAUGGGCAAGUUCCUGGAGAGGCAGUUCUCCCUCACAGCCUCCCUGGCCAACAUGAUCAUUGGUGCUGUGAACAUCCCUGGGGCCAUGGUGGGGAUCGUGGUGGGCGGUGCCAUCCUGAAGCGGUUCCAGAUGUCCCUGAGGCAGUGCAGUGCCCUGUGUGUGCUGGGCAUGCUGCUGUGCCUGCUCACCGCCUUUCCCCUGCUCUUCCUGGGCUGCCCCACGCAGAAGGUGGCCGGUGUCACCCACUGGGACAGCUCUGGCUCUGGCCACCACGCCCUGGCGUGCAACGCGCGGUGCCGCUGCCCCGAGCGCGGCUUCAACCCCGUGUGCGGCCCCGACGGCGUGGAGUACACGUCCCCCUGCUCUGCUGGCUGCAGCGGCCUGGCCCUGCGCCCCGACGGCUCCGUGCUGAACUACACGGGCUGCAGCUGCGUCGGGGCAGUGGGCGCUGCCAGGCCGGGCCCCUGUGGCACCGGCUGCUCCCACCUCUUCGUGCCCUUCGUGGUGCUCUCCUGCCUGGCUGGCAUCCUGGCCAGCACCUCCCACACUCCCUCCUUCAUGCUCAUCCUCAGGAGCAUCCAGCCUGAAGACAAAUCAUUUGCUGUCGGCAUACAGUUCAUGCUGCUGAGAGUUUUAGCGUGGAUGCCGGGCCCGGUGCUGUACGGCAGCGCCAUCGACACCACCUGCGUGCUGUGGGAGAGGCGCUGCGAGCGCAGGGCAGCCUGCAGAUACUACGACAAUACCCUCUUCAGGCACAGGUAUCUGGGACUGCAGUUCUUCUUCGAGGUGGGCGCCUUCCUGUGCUUCGUGGCUGUGUACGUGAUCCUCAGGAAGCAGGAGAGGGAAGCCAGCCAGGCAGAGGAGGCGAAGGCAGAGCCAGAAAAGGAGAAACUGGCGGGAAAGUCCACAAAGAGCCCGGAAUCCAAAGUGUGACAGUGAAAUGUGGAUUGUGGUCCGUGCUGGGGAGGUGAAUCAGCCCACGGCCGAGCUGUGUGGGGUGGAUGCUUGGAGUGAUGGACCCAGGGCUGCUUCCUGCUGUCCUGGAUGGGAUGGACUCUGCCUGCACUGCAUGGAUCCAUCCACACAUUGUUCUCCUCCUAAGGAGUGCAGCUUGCUCCUUCACAUGGAUUAGUCCUCACUCUUUAACCCAUGGACUCUGCAGCCUCCUGGGUUUGUGUCCUACAAAGCAGCUUUUCCUGCUGACCCUCUCAGUGGUGCCAACACUGAGCAGAAACCAUAAACACAAAGGGUUUAGUAGAGUGGGUUUUUUUAAAAUAAAUCAUUUUUAAUAAAUGGUUUUGUACUGAA